Cordyceps militaris CM01 is the source of this 2190-nucleotide messenger RNA. Its product is annotated as Heterokaryon incompatibility. The record is from RefSeq and is a predicted model, not a curated record. Lineage: Eukaryota; Fungi; Ascomycota; Sordariomycetes; Hypocreales; Cordycipitaceae. The transcript has 2 exons. The coding region runs from base 1 to 2190 and encodes 729 amino acids.
AUGGUCACCCAGCCCGCGCCCGUGGACAAGUCCCUCACCAUUCACCGCGAGGCCACGGUGCGGCGUCUCGCCGACUACCUCGUCCGUCUGCUCACGGACCUCUCGACCCCGCGCCCGUCGGAGCGCGCCUACGCGGGCCUCCUCGCCGAGACGGUGCAGCGCGUCGCCGGUCGUGCGUGCUGGAUCAUCCGCUCCGCCAUCCACCCGAGCGAGCAGGAGCGCAUCCUCGCACGGACGAAUCCCUGGCUGCAUGAGAUUCGCGACCGUCUGGAGUCCUGCGCGCACACGGAGACGGGCCCGGACGGCGCGGCCCGCACCGUCGCCGAGUGGACGUUGGACGAUCAGCAGCUUACGAGGCUGACGCUCGAGGCGGACCGGAUCCAAGCCGAGACGGUCACCAUUGACGAUAACGACCGCAGCGCUCGCCGCGUGCUCAUCCCCGCCAAGGCCCCUCCAAUCCUCUUCGAGGACAAACUCGAGGACCUACGCGACCGCCUGAUGCCGGAGCGCUGUCUCGGUCCGUGGAUCCAGUUCCCGCGCGUGCGGCAGUGGCUCGACCACUGCGACGCGCAGCACGCCGCCCACUGCCAGCUGUCGGCCGCGAGCCGCGCCAUCUUCGCGCACCACCCCGAGUGGCUGGUCGACGUCGCCCGGCGCUGCCUCGUCCCGGCGCGACCCGGCCAGCGGUACCUCGCGCUGAGCUACGUCUGGGGCCCGCGUGCCUCGUUCCAGACGCUCCGGGGCAACGUCGAGGCGCUGCAGCGCGACGGCGCCCUUGCCCCGGGCCGCGACGCGCAUGGGGGGGACAAGACGCCGAGAAUCGCCGGGCUGGACACCUUGGCCUACACCAUCGCCGACGUCAUCGAGUUUGUCGCCCGUCUUGGCGAGGCAUAUCUGUGGGUCGACGCGCUCUGCAUCGUGCAAGACGACGAGGCGCACAAGCAGGAGCACCUCGCGCACAUGGGCAGCAUCUACGCCAACGCCUACGCCACCAUUGUCGUCGCGCACGGCGCAUCCCACCACGGGCUGUGCGGGAUCGAGGACGUGACGCCGCCGAUGCGCCGUGCGCGGUCCGGCGCCCCGUACACGCCGUCCUACGUGCGCCGGCCGGGGACCCUCGCCGCGGCGGUGCAGCGCCACAUGGCGACCGUGCAGCAGUCGACGUGGAACCAGCGCGCGUGGACAUUCCAGGAGCAAAUCUUUUCGCGGCGGCUCCUCAUCCUCGCCGACGACGAGGUCGCGUGGGAGUGCCACUGCAACGUCUGGCUGGAAGGCGUGGCAGCGGUCGAGGCGCAGUGCGCGCGCAACACGGCCGUCGUCGCCGCAGGCUUCUCGUUUCACAUGAACCCCACGUUCAAGAACUACGCCGACCACGUGCAGCAGUACAACCGGCGGCAGCUCAGCUACCCAGAGGACUCAAUGGACGCGUUCGCAGGCAUUCUCACGGUGCUGCAGACUACCUUUCUCGGGGGCUUCGUGUGCUGCUUGCCCGUCAUGUUCUUCGAUACGGCGCUGCUGUGGUACAAUGAAGGCAUGGUGGAUGCGCGCGUGCCGAGACGGCGGCGUGGCGGGGACGGCGUGGUGCCGACCUGGACCUGGGCCGCGUACGGCGGCACUAUUGCGUUUCCCGACUUUUCAACGGCCAAGGAAGGGGUGCGGCCGCUCGUGCGGUGGAAGUACUGCCGCGGCGACGUGAGCCGGUGGUGGCCGGUGCCCUCGCUGGAGAAGCAACAGUCUGAGAAAAGGUUUCCCACAGCGGCGGAGCUGCAGGCGCUCCUCGGGACGAUGAGCCUGGAAGAUGGCAACCCGGUGGCAGCAGGCGAGCCUCCGUUCCCUGAAGGCACUGGCAUAACGUACCACCACCUUUUGCAUGCGCGACCGGAGCGAGCUGUAUUCAACGUGCUGGACUACUAUGGUGACGAGGGCGUUCCGCUGGUCGGCGCAUCUGGAGAGUGCGUAGGGGUGCUCACUCCGUGCAAGAAGCUGGGCAGCCGUGAAGUCGAUACCAAGACUGUGAUUCCGUGCGAGCUGGUGGCCGUUUCGGAAUCCUUCAUCAACGGCGCGGAGACGUACAACGUGUUGUGGAUUGAGAAGAAGGACGAGGUAUAUGUUCGCAAAGGCGUGGGCCGGAUCCUCAAGUCGGACUGGGUGAGCCAGAAGCCGGAGCGAAUGGACUUGCUCUUGGUAUAG